ACAUGUAAUGCUAUAUCAGGUCCCCACUUCCCUUUCUUUCCCCCUUCCUGCUUUCCCCAGCCCACUUGCCAGAUGUCCAGCAGUGGCUCAGGAAGAGGAGUGGGGGGAAAUGAGGUCCAGUUGAGAAGCAGCAGCAGAAAGCACAGGUAGGGGGAACUGGAGAAAGAAGAGACAGGUGUACUGUAGCCUGCACUGGGCAAGGGGGUUUGGCACUCUGUGUGGAGGGGGCGCUGGAAAGCUGGAGUUGUAUAACAUAGAAGGACAGAAGUGGGCAGUGUUGCACAAGCAAGAACGCCUGGCAUCCGAGGAGCUCAGUAGCUGUCAGUGUGUAAAGUCAGGGCAGACAGUUCAGAAUGUUUUGGUGCAGCUGGUGAAGCGCUUCCUGUAUCAGCUGCAUAAGGAACUGCACCUGAUUAACACUAGGUUUUGAAAAUGUGCAUUUUAGCUCAGUGACAAAAGGAAUAUAUUUUCUGUGCAUCAGCAAGAUAUCUCAGUCAUCAUGACCGGCACAGCAGCUCCGCCGGCAGAGACGGAAGCGCCUCCGCGGGCCCAGAAGGAGCCGCCCUCGCCGUUCCUGAGGGGCCUCCCUGAGCCGCUGCCCGAGCACCAGGUGCCCGCCGUCCAGGAGCUGCGCCGCUGGCUGAGCACGCAGCCGCACCUGCCGCCGCUCACAGACGAGCACCUGCACCUGUUCCUCCACAGCUGUUACGGAAAUCUGGAGCCCACCAAGAAGACCAUCGAGAUGUACUUCACGGUGCGCACGCAGUGGACAGACCUCUUCUCCAACAGGGACCCGCUGCUGGCCGAGAUAGAAUGCCUCAUGGACCUCGCGCACCUGAUGCAGCUGCCGCGGCCGACGCCGGAGGGCUACCGCGUCAUGCUGUACCGGCUGGUCAACCCGGACGCGUCGCGGCUGCACUUCGGCACCGCCGUCAAGGCGUUUUGCAUGUACAACGACAUGCAGCUGUCCGAGGACGGCCUCGUGCCCGGAUAUGUCGUCGUCUUCGACAUGGCCGGCGUCCACCUGGGCCACCUGGCGCGCGUCAGCCUGGCAGUGGUGCGGAAGUUCAUGAUCUACAUACAGGACUGCCAUCCUGUCCGACUGAAAGGGGUGCACGUCAUCAACACAGUCGGUUUCAUUGACAAAGUGUUAGCACUUGUGAAACCCUUCCUAAAAAGUGAAAUCAUAAAACUGCUUCACUUCCAUGGCCCAGUAACAUCAUUAGGAAAAUUUUUACCACUUGAUAUAUUACCUGAAGAAUAUGGUGGAACAGGAGGGAAAUGUCAGGAACUUGCUGAUAAAUAUCGCACCUUGCUCCGGACAAGUUACAGAUCAUUUUUAAUGGAAGAAGAGGUUCUGCGUGUGGAUGAAAGUAAGCGUCCCCCAAAACAAAGUUGGUGGCAGAUCUUCUGGGGCAGUGACACUAAUUCUCUUCAACAGCUUUCUCUCGAUUGAAAAAUUCCUCUAGUCCUUGUGUAUUACAAAUUUUGUGUCACAUUUUUGGCAUUGAACAGUACUUUCACUUUUCCUGACACUCCCACCAACUGAAUGCUAUACGCCAUUUUCCAUAUCUUAUGUUACAUAUACUACUGACUUUGUGAAUUAUCCAACUGAGUAAAAUGACAAUGUUUAAAGUGAAUAGUCACCCCACAGGUGUCACAAUUCCACUACAAUAUAUUUGAUUUCAUUUGUAUAUAUUAUAUAGGCCUAAUCACUUACUUUUUACUCUUCUAUAAGUUCAAAGGCCAUAGUAAUAUGGUAGUGUGCUGUAGAUUUUAGUUUUGUGUUUCCUGACAUGUAUAACUGGCAACUGUCAGCAGCGUUAUUAUUGUAACAUAUUGUUAUUAUGUUGAUUAUAAUGAUGUUUAUUACUGUCUCAGUUUUGAACCUACAAGUCUCCAGUGACAAAGAAUUUUAUAAAAACAAAUAACAUACCAAAUAUGUUACUGAAUAUUGUAUUUAAUCUGUAUAGCAAUAAAUCUUCUUAUUCAUCUACAGAACAUAGCUUCUUAUACAUCAAAAUGGAAUUUUCCUAGUCAUAAUGUUGGCACAUAUAUGGAGCAGCAUUAAGGAAAGCAAGACUCAGAACUUAUAAACACAAAAUAUCAUUCUAGUGUUAUAUGCCAAUGGUGUUAUAAUGUUAUCAUAAUCUAUACUCUGAACCAAAGCAAUGGGAAUGUGCAAUACUUUUGCAUUAAUUUUAGUUUGUUUUAUAAUAUAAGGAUUAGUGAUCUUUAUGAAUAGCCAUACUUGAUUAUUCUUAAAGACUGGUUAUUUCUAAAGUUAAAAUUAUGUCACAGAUCAACUCUUUUACUGAGCCACCGUUUGAAAUUCUGUGUAUAUUCGAUAUUCAGAUGCAGAAGUAGGUACUAUUUCUCUGUCUGCUGGUUUUGUUUUAUUAAUAAUUUUUCAUUUUCUUUAUUUUCAAUUCAUUUCUCAACUUUACUUUUUCUUGCUGUAGACCAAAAGAAGCAAAUCUGCAAAAAAUGGAGACAUGUUUCUAAUUGAAAUAACAAGUGCUCUAUUUGUACUAUAGUCUACGAUAAAUCUUAGCACUUUUUCCAAUGCUCAACAGACAACCUAAAAACAGAGUGUGAAAAUGAAGGAUAUUUUCUAGCUGCUGAGUGAUGCUAUGUAUUUGGUAUGGCUUUACAGUUUACUGAUCAUUAAUCAUCUGAACAUUUACAAGUUAUUUAAUCACGUUAGUUAUUAAUGAAAAACAGAUAAUAUUAUUUUAAUUAUGCAUUUUGUAAAAGUAUAUUCAAGUUUUCUACCUUUUUAGGCAAGUACUCUCAUGUAUUCACAAUAAAAAAGUGUUUAAGGCAUUGGCCAUCAGUGAUUUUCUGUUGUGAAAUAUAUAAUCAGUGCAGCAAUAAACUUGUUUUCUUUUUCUGGA
Messenger RNA from Schistocerca gregaria, 2897 nucleotides. RefSeq names its product alpha-tocopherol transfer protein-like. The coding region runs from base 500 to 1456 and encodes 318 amino acids. Gene Ontology annotation, cellular component: membrane. Gene Ontology annotation, molecular function: phosphatidylinositol bisphosphate binding. The transcript is spliced from 7 exons. The record is from RefSeq and is a predicted model, not a curated record. NCBI's taxonomy places the organism in Eukaryota, Metazoa, Arthropoda, Insecta, Orthoptera, Acrididae.